GUUUUUUAUUGUACCUUUUAAUUUUCAGCUGCUCUGUUACUAAGGGUGGUAAACAUCCUUCUGAGACAAGAGCAGUGACCUCAAUUAUGCAGGAACAUACCUCUCCAUUUGGCAAAACCCUAGUGUGAGUGGCAACAUUCUGCAGAGCCCAAGUGAAGGACGUGUGUUGUUCCCACCUAAGAUUUAAAUGCAGCAGGAUCUCUUCCUUCUUUUGCAAGGCACUUUCAACAACCACUCUUUUCCACCUUUGUUUUUUAGUCGAAUUGCAGCUUUGGCAAAUAGACACUUAAACUUGUGUGAUUUGUUCAUAGCAAAACGGCUAAAAUGUGAGAUGGGGAACAAUUAAGAAGAAUAUACCCAAUUGGAAGGUUUUUUCCCCACCUCUUCCUACUUCUAAAUGUGUUACGAAUUGCCUGAAACAGUAACAGGUAAAUCACCUCAGAUGUGAAUGAUGAUGUUCAGUGGUGAUACUGUGCCUUCUAGACAGCUGCACUGUGCAUGGAUGCUAAGAGCUGCUGCCCCCUUCACAUGUUUGCUGAAGAGGUUGUCUGUUGCAAAACUCAGCACAAAGACACCUUCACUAGUUCUAAUGGACACUUGUAUUUCAACUUGUCUUUUCUAGAUCUCUUUAUCUCCCUCUCUCUCUCUUUUUUUCUCUCUUUGUGGUUUCCUGGACCUCUUAACUCCUGCUUUUUGGAUGAUUACACUCACUUGCCUUGCUUCAAGUGCUUUCUUUGUAGCUGCGAGACACUGAUCAGAGACAUCCCUCCUCCUUACUAAAGAUUUUACUUUAAUGUUUAACUCAAUUUCUUUUUCUAGUUUUUUGAGUGUUUCUAAAGAAUGAUGAAACUUGGGUUAGUCAUAACUGAAAAUGUAAGAACAGUUACUUUACUCACUCAUUUAAUGCACUCUUAAGAAAUGGUGCCCUGGGAAGCAAGUAAUACGAUUACUCGGAUUUUCUGGUAUUAUCAGGUGAUUAAUCUUCAUUUGCGCUAAACAUUUUGGACUCUAGGUAAAUUUUGUUCAGUGCUCAGUGUGUUAGAUUAUAUAUUGCACUGACAAUCUACAGCCGCUCAUGAUGGGUGCCUUCUGGGGAAUGCUUGGAGAAUAAGACAAUUGGCUAAAUGAAAUGAAAAUCUGCCUGAUUCUGGUUGGCAGAGUUACCUGCUCAUAGGUCCCAGAAGCUUUUUACUGAGCUGUAAGGUAUGGUGUAUAGAAUAGAAAAUAGGUAUCAGGUGCUACAUAUAGUACAAAGGUGUUAGUGUUGUUUUAGACUGGGAAUAGGACAUUAAAAAUAAGAUGCGAUGUGUUGGAAUUAUAUUAGAGCUGAAGGUGUCAGUCUGUAAAAAGUUACCUGUAAUGGCCCUUAAACAGCAGAGUGCUUGUGUUUGUUCACUGGAAACUGGUGCAAGCUUUGCUUAUAUUUGCCUUCUGUAGCCCGGAGGCUCAGGAAGGAAAUUCUGAACAAAGAUUCCCAAAUGGAACAGUUAAAGGCAGCAUAAAGAAUUUCAGUAUUAUCCUUGCAUCUUCUGCUGCUGUCAGGGGAAUGAAUGUACUGCUAUUCCAUCUUCCACUUCCCCUGCUCGGAUGUAUUCCCUGUCUCCUACACUUCUCACAAGGGUCUCCCCAGGUCCAUGGGAUGUGGGGAGCUGUUAGUGCAAGGGUUGGUCAUUGCUAACCUGAUCUGAUUAGGGACAGUUGCUGAUAGGCUCCGGGUGUCACACCUAUCUGCAUGCUUGGUCGCUGCCAAGGCUUCCUGCAGCAUCUCCUUGCUGGAUGGGCUGUGGUUCAGUUCCUUUGCACAGACAUCUCCCUGAUCUCAAUACCUUCACUGCCUCUGUGCAGGGACUUGUUUCCUGGUACAUGUAUUCCCACACGGGUAAUCUGGCAGCUGUUGCUGUUCUGGCUUAGAAGUUGCUGUACAGCAAUAGCAAUAUAUAUGGUGCUUAUGCAGCUCUAUUCUGCUCCAUCUACUGGCAGGCAUGUAUAUUGUCAGCUGCCUUUUUCCUCUACAGGACGAUCCGAUGAUGCUGGGAGCAGCUCCUGUACACAGGCUUGAAAAAGAGCAAAGAGGUUGUUUCCUUUAGUUGAGAGUGCCUGAAAGAGCCCAGGAGCACAUACAAAGAAGUACCACUGUAUUUUCAAUUAUCCUUUCAAAGCCAUGGGAGCAAACUUGCAUGAGCUAUAUAGGUAUUCAUGUGAAGGAACAUCUGCUCAUAUGGAUAACAUUAGGAAUCACUGUGUUUUAUGCUAAGUUUCAUUUUAAUUUGAAAUCCUGUUAUGUAAUUCAUUUAUUUUGAAUAAAAUCUGAAUUAACCUAUAAAAGGUAUGAUUUUCCUUUUGAAGUGGAUUGUGAUGUUAUCUGACCAGCCAAUUGAUUGUUCACUCUGUUCAUUCAAAAUGGAAGGCUGUGGAGAAGGUAGCUUCUUUGAAACUCAAUACUGCAAAGAGGCUGGGUUUAUUUCUCCCUCUCUUCAUGUAGCAUUGAACAAAUAGUAACAACCUGUCCUAUUUCUGAUGAGUGUGUGGGCAGGUUCUUUUUCUUUUCAGCCUCUGAGAAUUAAAAUCUGUUAGGAGCUGGGACCCCUUGGGAGGUGACAGAGAAGAGCACUUUCCAAGCCCUGGCUUGUAUUGCCCUCAGUUUCAUUUUUUGAGUACAUUUAAAAAUGAAUAAGCCCCAGGCAGGUUGGGGUAGAAUUGCAUUUUCUAAUUUAUGUGAGUCUAACUGAUAGGCAGGAUCAAAGCAGACAACAUUAUUAGCUGGGGUAACUAUCAGACCUAUAGCUUCAUGUGAGCCUUUUCUAAUGUGGAGGUUGGUUAUUGCUUGGUUUGGCUUUCUACAUCAGAGAGACACAAGCAGUUGUUACUCUUUAAGGGCUGUAUUAGACUAAGGGCUAUAUUGGGUGAGUCCUUAGUAAAGAUUGUGCAUGAGGCAAUAGCGUGAAAUGUAGAAAGUUUUAGUAUUGUAUGUAAGUCAUUCUGAAAAAGCUUUGUGGUAGGGGAUGAUGUCCAUUUCAUGAGUGGGUCCUACUGAGGUAGAAAAUGAAGUUGAGCCACUACCGUAAAGGUGUUCUGAGCUGUAAGGAUAUAUCUACUGGUGUACAUGGUUUCUGUUUGCUUGAUGCUGUUUCUCAAACUUGAUGCCUUCAGAAGGAGAAGGUAUUUGAAAUGUUAGCAGGAGCACUCAUGCAAAUCAGACAGGUAAAUGGUGGCCUGACGACUGUUGAGUGCAGCCAUUCUGUUUUCAUCAUCAGUUGCGUCUCCAUGGUGUUUCUGUUGCUUGUUAAGGCAUUGGCCUUCAGGGUCCCUGGGGAGCUGUUACAUCCAUGUCUCCAGGUUGGGACAGACAACGCUGACCUGCAAGAUCUUCCAGGGUACCUGUGCUGCUGAGACUGUCUCAUCUUCACCAGAAACAGCCUCUUCUAGACAGAAGGGGUAUUAAUUUCUUCUUUCUAGCUGGCAUUGUUUCUAGCAGCAGUGGCUUUCCUUCAGCAGUCCUGAAAGCAGAAGGUCACAGUAAUGAAAGGCAGUAGUAGGAAUAAGGAUCAUUCGACAGAAGGAGAAGGAACUGGGAAACGACCAAAAAGAAAGUGUCUUCAGUGGCAUCCCCUGCUUGCCAAGAAACUCCUUGACUUUUCUGAAGAGGAGGAGGAAGAAGAGGAGGAGGAAGAUAUUGAUAAGGUGCCGCUCCUUGGUGCUGAUGGUUUAGAGCAGGAUGCUGAUGAAACUGAAGAUGACGAGUCCUCAGAGCAACGAGCUCGCCGACCAAUGAAUGCAUUUCUCUUGUUCUGUAAACGCCAUCGCUCUCUGGUGCGGAAAGAACACCCUCGCCUCGAUAACCGUGGCGCAACCAAGAUCUUGGCAGAUUGGUGGGCUGUUCUAGAUCCAAAAGAGAAGCAGAAAUACACUGACAUGGCCAAGGAGUACAAGGAUGCAUUUAUGAAGGCAAAUCCAGGGUACAAGUGGUGCCCCACAACAAACAAACCUGUGAAAACCCAGACAUCCACUGUUACAAGCAGGAAGAAGCUGUGGGCCUUCCCUUCAGACUCUGCAAAAGAUAUACCAAGCCCGAGGAAAGUGACAAAAAGUGAAGAAAUGCCUCAGCUUAACUUUGGGAUGGCAGAUCCUACACAAAUGGGAGGCCUGAGUAUGCUGCUUUUAGCUGGGGAACAUGCCCUGACUGCACAAGAGGUUUCCUCAAAUACUUGCCAAUCUGAUGCGACUGAUUCUACGGAAGUGUGUCAGAAGUCGUCAUUGUUUCAGUUUGCAGAGAUCUCUUCAAGCACAUCACAGCCAGGAGUUCCAGGAGCUGUAAAACAAACGGAGGAGUCUGCAUUAUUUCAGUUUGCUGAGAUUUCAUCAAAUACUUCCCAGCUGUCAAGUCCUGAGCCAGUAAAGCACUGUGGGAAGUCGGCACUCUUCCAGUUGGCAGAGAUUUCUUCAAGUACAUCCCAUUCAGGUCCUGAUUUAACAAAGCAGUGUGGAACAUCAGCAUUAUUUCAACUGGCAGAGAUGUGCCUUGCUUCGGAAGGGGUAAAAGUGAAAGAACCUGGGAAAAUAAAAGUGGAAGUAUCAGAAGAUGUGACAAGGGAAAUUCCAGAAAUGGAAGUGGAAGAACUGGAGAAGACAACAAUAAAAGACUCCUGUAGAAGAAAAAUUGAACAAUCAGAGACACUGCAAAACUGGGAUGAGACAAAAGCUGAGGAAUUAGAAACUGUAAAAUGCAGUGAUUUUACUAGUCUUCUAAAGGAUAGCAAUCCUUUUGAGAGAAAUGAUAACACAAAGGAUUACAUGUACCGUUCUCCAGAGCUUUCAUUAGCUGAAAUGAGUAUCCUUGGGCUAAGCAAGCCAGAAAAGUUGAAGAAGAAGAAGAAGAAAAAUAAGUUGGACCGGCACACAAAUGAAAAAUCCACCCCUAAAAAGCCUUGUAAAAAGAGGCAGUCCUCUGAGUCAGACAUUGAGAGUGUAAUGUAUACAAUUGAAGCUGUUGCAAAAGGAGAUUGGGGUGCUGAGAGACUUGAAGAAACUCCACGCAAAAAAGCCCGCCCAUCCUCAAAUGUGAAGGGAAGCAUGUUGGAUACAAAAUCACCAAAGAAAAAAGUGAAAUCUAAAGAGAAGAAGGCAUCUAAGGAGAAACCCAUGGAGACCACCAAAGAAUCGAAGCCUCCUGAUUUCCUUAGUAUUACAGCCAACAAGGAAGUACCCUGUGAGGCUUCUGAUAGCAUUAAAGUGGAACCACUGACCCCAACAGAGGAGGUGGUGCCCCAGAGCUUACCAGAACAGGUCAAAACUGAGGACAGUGACUGUGUUAAAAAAAUAGAAACCUGUGGCUCCAGGAAAUCAGAGAGAUCUUGCAAAGGUGCUCUUUAUAAAACUCUGGUGUCAGAGGGCAUGCUUACGUCUCUGCGCGCUAACGUGGACAGAGGAAAAAGAAGCUCAGGAAAAGGCAACUCCUCAGAUCAUGAAGGAUGCUGGAAUGAAGAAAACUGGGCUUUUUCCCAAAGUGGGACAAGCGGGAACAAAAAACUGAAAAGGCCUAAGCCAAAGGAAGAAUUUGUUUUUGGCUUAGCAAAGUUGGAAGAAGAAUUUGAAAAGAAAUUCAACAGCCUCCCUCAAUACAGUCCUAUUACCUUUGACAGGAAAAAUUCAUCUGUUCCAAGGAAAAAGAGAAAGGUUGGAAGUGGCUCAUCUGAACAACCAAAAUCCAACAAAGGUUCAGUCCAGUCUAAGAGAAAGAACUUUUUCCCCAAAAUUGUCAGCAAAUAUAAGCACAAAAAGAAGAAGCUUAAUGUUCCGGACAAAGCCAUACUCUCAGAAGACAGAAAUCCCAUUGAGCUUGCCUGGAGGAAUAAAAUUUGUAUAUCUGCCCUAAACACUCCAGAGCCAGCGAUGAUGCAUGAGCCUUUAGUUGGAAGCCAGAAAAGGAAAGCAAGGAAAACUAAGAUCACUCAUCUUGUUCGAACAGCAGAUGGCCGCGUGUCACCAGCAGGAGGGACACUGGAGGAAAAGCCAAAAGAUCUUCCACAGAGCAGUCUUCAAAAAGCGUCGAGUGCAGAAACUGAUUGCAACAGUGAAUGCUCCGGAAAUGCAGAGACACAAGAAAAUCAUAGUAUUACAUCAGAUAUGCCAGCAGUGUCUGCAUUUUUUAGCUUAGCUGCUCUGGCAGAGGUAGCAGCAAUGGAAAAUGUACACAGAAAUCAGAGGGCCACACCUCUCCCACAUGAUGGACAGCCAAAUGAAAUGUCUCAGGCUCCAGUGCUUAUUUCCUGCGCUGACCAGUGAAGCUCCACUUUAUUGUAAAACAUUGUGCUUUACCUAAUAUCCUAGCCUUGUCUUUACCAAGGGAAGCUAGUCAGUCCAUGUGAUGGAAACUAUAGACUGCAAGCAAGUGCUUAUUGCUCUGAGUGGCCCAGAAUUCACUGGAAGCCAGACAUUAGCAACAUGGGCCAGGUCUUCAAAUCGGAACCCAGUAUGUAGGAGGGUGAUAUUAUUUGUCUAUUAAUGAACAGGAAUGGAAUGAUCCCAGAGCUUGCUUUCUAUUGAAGGCUUUUAAACAGUAAAUAGGUGGUUGAUAUGAAGAAGGCUGCCUUUACUGUUAGUUCACACAGCAUCUCUUUUACCAACCAGAGAGUAUGGCAACUAGUUUCAUAUAAUGCCUAGUUAAAUGAAAAUGAAAAAAUCAACAACAACAAAAACACUGACGCACUGCACUAGUUAUUAUUAGAUAUUCUUAGUCAUUUUUGUACAUGAAGAUUUAAGUUCUAAGAUGGUUUAUAUUAAUAGGUUAUGCCUACGUUUAUAUUGUAGAAUGAAUAUAAAACCUGUUCCAGAGAACUCAAGGCAGCCUGGACAGAUGUACCAUUGUUAGCGGUGUUUGGGCAGCCACGUGGUCCAGAUGUUCUGCACUUUUAUAUUUGCCACCAGAGUGGUAGAGUUUACUGGCAAAAAUUCUGACAGGCUAUGUUUGGGUUUUGUUUCUUUUUAAUUUAGCUUUGAAUAACCAGGAUGAUGUGCAUUAGAAAAAGGAGUGGUGUAUGGAAAAGAAAAAUACUGCAGAGAAUUGACUUGUCUUUAAUGCCUUGGAAGGUUCCUUUAUUUUUGCAUAGAUAUCUGAGUGACUUGGUGAAACUUUCCUGUAAACAAAAAGUACUGCGAAUAUGUUUUUCAAAAGUGACCUUAGUAUUAUUUCACCAUUCUGAAAGACCUAAAAGCAUGACUUUUCAAUAUACAUGUACUCUGGUAAGCAUACCUUUUACAUUUUAAAGACACUGGCAUUGUUGUAGUUACUAUGCACAGACGGCUUCAGAGUUUGUAUAAAGGGCCAAUUACAGUUUGUGUUGGUCAAGGGGAAAGUUUUAUGCAGAUAAACUACAACUAAAGAGUAAUGUUUGACUGAAUUCAGACUACCACAGAUCCACCUGCCAGCUUCUAUCUUUGCUUAUGCUGAAUUUUUGUGGUUUGCUCUCAUAAAUGCAUCCCAAAAGCCAGGCCAAUUGUAUCACUUGGCCUGCUGUCUUCACUAUUUCGACUUACACUAUUGUAUAACCAAGCAUUGAUUCCUACCAACAGAUGCAAAAUGAUCACUAGUAAUUAAACUAAAGCUACAAAUUCAACAGGGUACUUCUUCAAUAGCACAAGAUGUUUCCCUAAUUUUUGCAUUGUAGCACAACAAUUUACCAAAUUGGACUCCAGCAAUAAUUUUAUAUUAGUCUUCGUCAUACUGGCUGAAUUUUUGAUAGUAUUAGAUUGAGUUUGAAGUUCUUUGAAUUAAGUCUUUAAAUGAUGCGAGUUUACAUCAUUCUAUCAGGCAUUCUUAUUUAUACUUGACUGAAUUGAUAAUAUGUUUUGGGGUUAUUUUGUAACUAAUUUGAUGUAAUAGCCAUAUGGACAGUAACUCUAUUAAUGCUUGCUAGGUUUAGCCUUUCAUUGUUGUAGCUAAGUGAAAAUCUUUGGUUCAUUGUUGGGAAACAGUAUAACAAGAUACCACGAGAGUUGUAACGAAGGGUUAAAGGUUUGACUAGGGUAGACAGCUUGGAAAGUCUCACUAAAACAGCACCAUCAAAGAUGCAUGUGUUGGAAGAAGGGAACAACUACAAAAGAACAACAAAAUUUCAGAGCCAAUGAGUCAGUGAAAAGGCUUUUUUAAAAAUUCAGGUGAAUAUAUGACUAAGAGCCCCUCAAAUGCCAUUGUAGCCUAUGGCAGUAUUUUUUAAUAAGAUUUUAUUAAAGUUUUAUAAGUUAUUUUAACAAGACAGGAAAAGCUAAAGACUUUAAACUGUUGGGUCACAGCAAGGUGGCUGUUGGAGUUUUGGACCACUUUAUAAUUAGCUGAAAUCCAAAUAUGUUACAGUGCAGGCCGUUCACCUUGACAAUGGUACUAACUUAUUUCUCUAGAAACCUUUAGAGUAGAUAUAUUUUUGUCAAAGCACCCCAUCCUUCCUCAAUUUAAAUUUCAAUAUUGUUCCUGAAGAUAUUUCUGUAUAUUAAUGGUACCUUUUUUAAAAGAAACAGAAAAUUACUUUUUUCUAUAUGAAUUAAUAUCUUACUUGAUCUGCUUUUCCUUGACUUUCCCUUAGAGAGGGGGUAGGGUUGGGUCAGUUUACUGGAUAUGACUGUUUUCAGAUACUUAUAAACCUUUUUGUAGAUAUGCUUAAUUUUUAAGCGAUUAGGCACUGAGAGUAGCAGAAAUCCUGCAAAGCUUUAUAGUUCACUAGGCAUUUGCCUUUGUUGGUUCUCUGAGUGACGUCUUGAUUUCAGUAGCUAGAGUUUUCCCUGAAUCUACUAGAAGGGGUAUCAGUAUUUUCAGGUAACAAAGUCUGUUAGCACAACAAAAAUUUCAGACCAAUAUCUUACUGUAUUGGGGUUGGGUUUUUUUUUUUUUUCUUUGUUUGUUUUGUUUUAAUUUUUAUUAAUUUCAGCUGCUUUUGUUUUGGAAAAAUCAUAUUGCUAUUGUGUGUACUUCAGUAUACCAGCAAACACUGUUACCUGUUAACACAUUGUCCACAAAUGCCUCUAGAAAAGAAAUUGUUGCACCUUAUGUAUAUCUCAAGCAAACCAAAAUAUGAUGCUUUUCUGCUUUGUUUAUUCUGAAUAUGUUGUAUCAUACUUUACUGAACCCAUUUUAACUUAGCCUAAAGCUAUCAAUAUUUAUGCAUUUCACAUUAUUUUCUGGAUCUGAACCUGUGUAUAAAUCUUUCUUUAAAAAAAAAAAAAAAAAAAAAAAAGAAGCAAUUACCUUAGUUGUUCUCUAUCACUUAUCCAUGGGAGUGGGGAAUCUCAUCUCAAGUGUAAAAUGCAGUACUGUCCCAGGUUUCCUUGGCUUUUAUUUAUUUAGUGAUCUUGGGUAUUUCAUAUAUAGUUUUGAGGUAUACGGAAUAUAUUGUUGUAGCCAAAGCUACAGAUGCAAGCAGCUGGGAGGAAAAUACUGUAAUGUCUUCUUAAUUAUUCUAGUACUGUAUGCAAAUAUGGGAAGAACGUUCUGCAGAACAUUUGAGAUGCAGAUUCUUAUCCCCACAGUAGGUUAUUUUCCAGAUAUUAGACCAAAUCGAUGAAAAACAUCCAUGGAGAUCACCUAAUGCUCUGCUUACGGCAGUAACUACCCCUUGAAUGUGCUGUGAUUUCAGAAAUAGAAUAUAUUUAUUUAAGAUGACUGAAUGCUCUUUUAUACUAAUACAGUAUCCCAAAGUCAUUAGCAAAAGAUUUCUUGUUAAUUUGGAUUUCUCUUUUAUAGCAUUGGUGCAUGACUUUUGAAAUUAACGUGGUGAGCGUUGUUGUUGGAAAAGGGCGCAGGAACAAGGGAUAGAUGGAAGCAUGUGAACCAGUGUUCAAAUUCCAUCCUCGUGCUUUACUGUUUGGGUGUAAUCUACUUUUGUAGCGUAAGGCUGAAGAGCACUCUGCAGUCUGUACCAAGCAGAAACCCAAGAGAGUCGUAACUUGCAUCAGAAUGAGGGAAUGCCUUAUAGUUUGGAUGCUAUCAUUUGGAACAGGAUAUUAAAUUGGAGCAAUUUAAUUCUGCUGCCUGUUAGCUACUGUACGGGUACUGGAACAGAUUGAAGGCUACAGUUGUAGUCACAGGACAGCUAAGAGAGGUUAAAAGGAAAGCUGGCCUUUGUUCUCAGUAUGGUGAAGUUGUGGCAACAAAGAGGAGUUAGGAAAAAAGAUAUAUAUGUGUGCGCGCGCGUGUGUAUACAUUCUGGAAAAAAAAAACUGUAGGAAAGACAAAAACAUAAUGGGUGUACAAGAUCUUGUAAUGUAUUUUUGUCCUUUGAGUGCACUCCCUUUUUUUGAAUGCUGAGUCUAAUAUGGCUACCUCUCCUAAAAGACUACUUUUGUUAACUUCCAUUUGCUUUCAGGCUUGAUCAUUUAAUCUUUUCAGCCGUUGAUACCAUUUGUAUAUCUCUGUAUGCUUUACUUUCCAACAGCAACAUUUAUCUGACAACAUCAGGCUGAAUAUAUAGUGGUAGCCAAACUGUGUUGCUGGAGCAUAUUUGUUGAAACUCUGCCAUAGUCACAUGAGUUGCGGGAUAUAGGCCCAGUAGAAUGGGUUGUGUAAGAGCAGGAAUUGCUGCGCUCAUCAGGUGGUGGACUUCAGAUACUCCCAAUGGUCAUGCAGUAAGCCAAAUGCUGCUCUUGAAAUUUAUUCUGGAGUUUACAUUUGCAAUCCUAAUUUCACAAGGAAACAUAACUGUGCAACUUUUGUGUUGUAUACCAUACAUUAUUCAUUAGACACUGUUUGUUUGCCAUGCUUGUUUUCUAGAUUGUAGAGCUCGUAGGUAUCUUUGCCAUGUUUUGUACUAUCUGUGGCAUUCUUCUUACCUUGUACAUAUUAUGAAACUAUCAUCUAAAGCUGCCAGAACAUUGAGUCAUUUUCAGGACACUGAGAGAUGAGAAUGAGUGCAUUUAGGCUGUGAAAGAGGUUUUUUUUUUUGCCUCCUCUCCUGAAUUUCCCAAUAAAAAGGCACAGAGAGGUUUAUUCUCUCACCUAACUGCUAUUAUAGUCUUUUAUAUACUCAGUAUUUUCUACUGAAUUGACAACUUUGAAGGAGCUUAUGAAGUGGAUGCAUGUUUUAUGUUCCCCCACUGAUUCUUCUGAGGCAGACAUCUAGGAAGAACUGACUUGAGACCUCCACUCAGCAACACACCUGAGCUUCUGCCUAAAACCAUCCUUAUUUGAGGGGCAGCAUUGUAGUUUGCAGUGUGACCGUGCAGGAGCCCUGAUUACGGGCUACUGUGCCCCUAGAAUUGAGCUUUGGCUUUUGUGAUGCUUCUGGAGGAGGCAUGUUAUUUUGACCUAGGGCCUUCAUUGACACUGAGUUUUAAAAACAAAUGCAAAUACCUUAAUGUUUGUUGAGUUCUUCCAAAGAAUUAUAUUGUAAUUUCUGGAUCUUGAUCGUUAACUUAUGCCAGCAGACCCACAUUGUACCCUACUGGAAAAAAAAAAAAACAUGUCUGCUGUCGCACAGUACAGCCUAACUAACCAGGCUUCCGAAUACAGUGCUCUAACCUACUCUUUUAACCUUGUUUUUUCCACGCACUGCUACACUUUAUUCAGUGGUCUGAAGGUGACAAAGGCAAGAGGGAGAGAGGUGUGUGUAUACCUUCUACACACACACACACACACACAUUGGUAUGCAGUGGCUUGGAAGACGUUGCCUGUAUAAAAGCGUUCCAUGUUAGGUCCCAAAACAACUUGAGGUUUCUCAGACAAUGGUUUUUCAAACUUUCUUGGAAAAUUUCAUUCUCUUUCCUUCACGUUACGCCAUAAGGUGUAAUUUUCAAAAAUGUCUGAAAAAAUACAGACACUGUGAGAAUCUUCUUUCUCAGCAGUGCUUGCUUUUAAUAACCAGUCUGUGUUGACAGUUUUAACACAUCUGAUUUGCUGUGAUCUCUUUGUAGGGCCCAGUCCUUCAACUUUUAUUCUCAUACGUAAUUCCACUAAAUUUUGACCCAGUAUUUGGCUUUAUUCUCUCCAAAGCUUGGUGUAAACAUGCCUUAUAAUAGUUCAUCUCCAUAAGUGGUAUAACGGAGCUACUGCCUUCUUAGAUGUGUGUAGUUAGAAGUCAAUAAGCACAUUUAUAAAAUGUCGUACUUUCUUCAAAAACCUCUAUCUAAUUUGAUAUUAAGUGCACAUGUUAAGUCAUGUGUAUAACAUGCUAAAGUACAUUAAACUGUGAUCAAAACCUGAAUAAAAUAUUUAAUAAAAUAUUUGAAAUAUUUGAAAAGGACCGUCAAAUAGAUUUCUUUAUGUUUGUUCUAUUUUGAUUAUCUAGUGUGUGCCUGUAAACAGUUUCCCAUUUAAAACUAAUGAUUGCAAAUAAAUGCUAUUAAAACAGAG
Messenger RNA from Phasianus colchicus (ring-necked pheasant), 12334 nucleotides. It is a transcript of the gene BBX, whose product is annotated as BBX high mobility group box domain containing. Gene Ontology annotation, molecular function: RNA polymerase II transcription regulatory region sequence-specific DNA binding; DNA-binding transcription factor activity, RNA polymerase II-specific. Lineage: Eukaryota; Metazoa; Chordata; Aves; Galliformes; Phasianidae. Gene Ontology annotation, cellular component: nucleus. The record is from RefSeq and is a predicted model, not a curated record. Gene Ontology annotation, biological process: regulation of transcription by RNA polymerase II.